Lynx canadensis (Canada lynx) is the source of this 8077-nucleotide messenger RNA. It is a transcript of the gene ZNF646, whose product is annotated as zinc finger protein 646. The record is from RefSeq and is a predicted model, not a curated record. NCBI's taxonomy places the organism in Eukaryota, Metazoa, Chordata, Mammalia, Carnivora, Felidae.
GGAGGGGAGGGAGAGGCGGGGCCGGAAAGCGGAAGUGGGAGGGAGCUUUCCCAGCUAGGGAGGAAGGCAAAGUUUACCCGAGCACUGCAGGUGAAAGUGGCGGAGCAACAUCUUGAAAGGGGUCUAUGUGGGUGCUAACGACAGAGGACGCCAGACAGGUUUACGGCAUAUACCGGAUUAUUGCUAUCCUGUGGCCAGAUCACCAAGAACUGGAAGGCGGGAAUACAGAAGGGCCAUGCGCAAGCUUUGUAGCACCGAAAUCCACUUAUAUUCCACCACAUCUCCCUCAGUAGCGAGGAGUGAAUGAAGCUCCCUCCAUCUGUCUUGGGAAGUUGUUUUCAGGGAGCCCCACGAAAAGUGUCGCCAAAGUACUGAGGCCAGAACAGAACCCUUUUUUUCCCUCUUCUGCUUUCAGCCAAUAUGCACCGGAACGAUUUUCGCAGCUCUUGCCGGAAGUGUGGCUUAGACUAAUGCAAAGCAACGCAGAAUUUUGACCCUCGUGGGCGGAGUCAGAGUCGCGUUUCAGCUACCUCUCCCUUAGCCCCGGAAGUGUGUCUGUGUACAACUGCUGCUUGCAGGCGGCACAGGAAGUGUUCUCCAGGCAGAGGUUUCGGGGGGAACCUUUUGCGGCUAGGACACUUCCUGUUUCCUAGUAACAAUAGGAAGUGUCCGCGGAGCUGGGGGUAGACUCCUGGCUCGAGCCAGCUGCGCCUUCUUUCCUCUACCUUCUUCCUUCUCCGUUUUCCCCUUUCCCUUUUCCCCUCCCUUCCCACCUCCCAGGAGCCCUGGCGGAGUGUGCGUCUGUGGGAGCGCGAGAGCCCCCCACAGCCACCCCUUGGGGCGCGCGGCUGCAGUUAGGGUGAGGGUCCCAGUGCGCAGGCGCGCUCCCGUUCGCGGUCCCCAACGGACUCAUCCGCGGCGGGAACGAAAAGGGGCCACCCGAGUGAGGUAGGGGUCCUGAGAAGAAAUUGGCCAAGGAGAUGAGUGAGGCGAGAAGACCUGGUUGGUGGUUGAUCAGGAGAAGGGGCUCAAGCGAAGGGGCUUUGUGAGUUGAGAAGUCGAGGAGCAGGUUUGGAGGGGCUUUAGAUCCGGAGAUAUGAGUUGUACAUAUAGGGAUCCCAUGGGAGUGAAGAUGCAAGAGUCAGCGAAGGCCAAUGUGAUAUAGGAGACAUGGGGGCCUGCUAUGGAAAGAGUAAGGGCUUUGGAAAGAAAAUUGCUUGAGUCAGUGGGUUUGCCUCUGUAAACUGGACUAAGGAGGCACUGCAGGGUGUUGUGAGGAUUAAGUGACACAACUAAUGUUCUUUACUUAGCACAGUGCUCUGCACAUGGUAAUGCUCAGCAUGCGUUGUUGUCAUAAGUAUUUUGAGAGAAGAUAGAAAAAAUAAGGGAUGGUGAGGGUAUAGUGAGGAGGUGUAGGAAAGAAAAAAGGUAGAGGGUGAAGAGCAACCAGAAAUGGGUUGGAAUUUCCAAGGUAGAAGAUGAUUUGGACUCAGGGGAAGUAGGUGGAGGAAGUGGCCAAGAGAGUCUUUUAGAAAAGAGACUUUGUGACCCUGAAAGGAAUAGGGGAGGUGAGGGAACAGGCCAGCCCAUUCUCUGAAGAGGGCUUUAAGCCCCCACCUCUCACAUCCUCAGCUGUCAACUGGAGAAAAAGGCUGCUUUUCAAUGUCUCUAGGCUACUCUGUCUAGCUGAGGGAUCAAGGAGAGAGAAUUAGACUUCUCACAUUGAAGGUCCUAGAAAAGUUUCAGGUUUCCUUUGAAUAUGUCACAGGAGGUAGGUUGGUUGGUUGCUCCAGAAUUAUAGAGAGGAGAAGGUUAGAUUUUGUGGAUUUGGUCUGAUGAACAGAAGUAGGUUGGUAGGUCUGUGGUAGGUUGCAUCCCUCUAGACUUUAGUUUUCUUAUCUAUACCUCUAGGAUGAGUUAGGCCUAGGGGAGCUCUCAUAUUUGGGGAGCUUAUGUGCAGGAGGCCUUAAAUCCAAGAGAAAGCAAGUUCCUGGGCAUUACUGCUUGGGGAACAUUUCUGUGACCUCUGAUGAUCUUGCUGCUUAUAGAGCCAAGAGGCAAAGUUAAUUCAGGUCUUCCUUCUGACCACCACCCCCUCUUCCUAGGCCUUGGCCCCUCCACCAGAGGAAGAUGCUGCUGCCACCUGCCUGCUCUUCCUGAACCUCCAGGUUUCUGCCACACUGCCCCAUGGAGGACGUGCCCACCUCACUCAGCUGCUCUGACUGUCAGCGCCACUUUCCUAGUCUUCCGGAACUGUCCCGGCACCGUGAGCUGCUCCAUCCAUCUUCUAAGCAGGACAGUGAGGAGGCAGACAGCAUCCCUCGGCCCUACCGCUGUCAGCAGUGUGGGCGGGGCUACCGUCACCCAGGGAGCUUGGUCAACCACCGCCGGACCCACGAGACUGGACUUUUCCCCUGUACCACCUGUGGCAAGGACUUUACCAAUCCUGUGGCCCUCAAGAGCCACAUGAGGACUCAUGCUCCGGAGGGCCGCCGUAGGCGCCGGCCUCCCCGCUCCAAGGAAGUCAUUCCACGUCUUCAAGGGGAGACAGCAUCCUCUGACUCCAGGGACCACAGGCUCAGCCCUGGGGAAAGCUGGACAAGCCAGAAAAAACAUGAGGAAGAGACCUUUGGCUGUGAGUCUGGGCCUGACCCCAAGGCAGCUUUGAGCACUUGGGAAGAUCCACCCAUCCGACAAAGAGAAGGCUGGGAAAGCCAGCCAGAUUCAGAGGAGGGUGCAGAGCGCUGGGGGCCCACUACCAAUUCUACCAGAGCCACCCCGCUCCCCACCCCAGCCAGCACCCUCCUUAGCAAUUUGGAACAGUAUUUGGCUGAAUCGGUAGUGAAUUUCACAGGGGGCCAGGAGCCCACUCAGUCCCCUCCUGCUGAGGAAGAACGGCGGUACAAGUGCAGUCAAUGUGGCAAGACAUACAAGCAUGCUGGGAGCCUCACGAACCACCGCCAGAGCCACACCUUGGGCAUCUACCCUUGUGCCAUCUGCUUCAAAGAGUUCUCUAACCUCAUGGCUCUGAAGAACCACUCCCGACUCCAUGCCCAGUAUCAGCCUUACCAGUGUCCCCACUGUCCCCGUGCCUUUAGGAUCCCCCGAGAGCUGCUGGAACACCAACAGUCCCAUGAGGGUGAAAGGCAAGAGCGGCUAUGGGAAGAGAAAGAGAUGCCCACAACCAAUGGGCACACAGAUGAGAGCAGCCAGGAUCAGCUCCCUAGUACACAGACGGUGAACUGCUCUGGGGAGCUCAGCACCUCUGGGGAGCUAGAGGACAGUGGCCUAGAGGAGUAUCGGCCUUUCCGUUGUGGAGACUGUGGCCGUACUUACCGCCAUGCUGGGAGUCUCAUCAACCAUCGCAAGAGCCACCAGACUGGUGUCUACCCCUGCUCCAUCUGUUCCAAGCAGCUGUUCAAUGCAGCUGCCCUCAAAAACCAUGUGCGGGCUCAUCACAGACCCCGGCAAGGAGCUGGGGAGGACGGGCAGCCAUCAGUGCCACCAGCUCCCCUGCCUCUGGCUGAUACCACCCACAAAGAUGAAGAGGUCCCCACCACCACCCUGGACCACCGCCCCUAUAAGUGUGAUGAGUGUGGUCGGGCUUACCGCCACCGGGGGAGCCUGGUGAACCACCGCCACAGCCAUCGUACAGGAGAGUACCAGUGCUCACUCUGUCCCCGCAAGUAUCCUAACCUUAUGGCCCUGCGGAACCAUGUGCGGGUACAUUGCAAAGCUGCUCGCCGCGGCGCAGGCCCAGGGGCUGAGGGUCCCCCCAGCCACCUCAAGGUAGACCUCCCGCCUGACCCCAUGGAAGCAGAGGCAGCCCCACCCACUGAUCAGGGGCAUGGGUGCAAACACAAAGAGGAGACCACUGAUGUCCCCCCAGCAGCUGAUAGGACAGCACCACAGAUAUGUAGCAUGUGUGGGAUGCUCUUUGAAGACGCUGAGAGCCUUGAACGUCAUGGCCAGACCCAUGGGGAAAGGGAAGACAGCAAGACAGAGACUAGGGUCUCCCCUCCUCGGGCUUUCGCAUGCCAAGAUUGUGGAAAGAGCUAUCGUCACUCAGGCAGCCUUAUCAACCACAGGCAGACCCACCAGACGGGGGACUUCAGUUGUGGGGCCUGUGCCAAGCACUUCCACACUAUGGCUGCCAUGAAGAACCAUUUGCGACGCCACAGUGGGCGGUGGAGCAAGCAGCACCGGCGGCAAGCUAGCAGUGCUGGCAGUGGAGAAGCCAAAAUCCCAUCCGGCGGGAGCUGGGCCCAGGAGUUGGUGGAAAACAGUGAGGGCCUGGACUGUCCGCAAGACCCUUCAGGGGGAAGUCCUAAUGUAGCCCAAGGCAACUUGGAAAGUGAUGGGGGCUGUUUGCAGGCUGACACUGAAAGGGAUAGAUGUGGGCUUGAGAGGGAUGAGGCCUGUUUCCAGGGUGAUAAAGAGAGCAGAGGUACUGAGGAAGGACUGGAAAAGAAGGAGGCUUGUUUCCUUGACAACUUGGACAUCCCAGAUGAUGAGGAAAGCAAUGGGACUCGCUUCUGUGAUGAUCUCAGUGGGGUGGGUGAAGGCCAGAAACUAGCCACUGACCAGCCCAGCUCCUCUUGCCACUCUCCUGAAGCUGUCACUAGCUGGCCGGCUGAGGUCUCCCACACGUGUUCUGACUGUGGGCAUUCUUUCCCUCAUGUCACUGGCCUGCUGAGCCAUAGGCCCUGCCACCCCCCAGGCAUCUAUCAGUGCUCUCUCUGCCCGAAGGAGUUUGACUCACUGCCUGCCCUGCGCAGCCACUUCCAGAACCAUGGGCCCGGGGAGGCAGCCCCUGCACAGCCUUUCCUCUGCUGCCUUUGUGGCAUGAUCUUCCCAGGACGGGCCGGUUACAGGCUUCACCGGCGCCAAGCUCAUGACUCCUCUGGCAUGACUGAGGGUUCAGAGGAGGAGGGGGAAGAGGAAGGAGCAUCAGGGGCAGCCUCCACUCGUAGCCCUCCACUGCAGCUCUCAGAAGCAGAGCUGUUGAAUCAGCUGCAGCGGGAGGUGGAGGCACUGGAUGGAGCUGGCUAUGGGCACAUCUGUGGCUGCUGUGGUCAGACCUAUGAUGACCUAGGGAGCUUGGAGCGUCACCACCAAAGUCAGAGUUCUGGGAACACCAUAGACAAGUCUCCCAGCCACUUAGAGUCAGGUGAUGCUAUGGGAAGGGUUGCAGACCAUGACCAUGUCUUUGAGGACGCAGUGGCCUGCCUCUCUGGGGAGGGUGGGGACACAAAGUCUGGAGAGGGAGUAGGUGCCGUGGUUGUAGACAACCUUUGCAUGCAAGGUGGGGAAAGUUCGCUGGAGGCCCAACCCCGCCCCUUCCGCUGCAACCAGUGUGGCAAGACCUACCGCCAUGGGGGCAGCCUGGUGAACCACCGCAAGAUCCAUCAGACUGGAGACUUCAUCUGCCCUGUCUGCUCCCGCUGCUACCCCAACCUGGCUGCCUACCGUAAUCAUCUGCGAAACCAUCCCCGCUGCAAAGGCUCUGAGCCCCAAGUGGGGCCCGUGCCAGAGGCAGGAGGCAGCAGCGAGCCCCAGAACAUGGCAGAAGAAGGGCUGGGGCAGGCAGAUGUGGGAAAGUUUCAGGAGGAACUUAAAGUGGAACCCUUGGAGGAGGUGGCAAGGGUGAAAGAGGAGGAGUGGGAGGAGGCUGCUGUGAAGGGGGAGGAGGUGGAGCCAAGGUUGGAGACCGCAGAGAAGAGCUGCCAGACUGAGGCCAGCUCUGAGCGGCCCUUCAGCUGUGAGGUGUGCGGCCGGUCGUACAAGCAUGCUGGCAGCCUCAUCAAUCACCGGCAGAGCCACCAGACUGGACACUUUGGCUGCCAGGCCUGCUCCAAAGGCUUCUCAAACCUCAUGUCUCUCAAAAACCACCGGCGCAUCCAUGCAGAUCCCCGGCGUUUCCGCUGCAGCGAAUGUGGGAAGGCCUUCCGCCUGCGGAAACAGCUGGCCAGCCACCAGCGGGUGCAUGUUGAGCGGGGUGGGAGCGGGGGCACUCGGAAGCUGAUUCGGGAAGAUCGGCCCUUCCGGUGUGGGCAGUGUGGACGGACCUACCGCCAUGCUGGCAGCCUCCUAAACCACCGGCGCAGCCACGACACGGGCCAGUACAGCUGUCCCACCUGCCCCAAGACCUACUCCAACAGCAUGGCCCUAAAGGACCACCAGAGGCUGCACUCAGAGAGCCGGCGGCGGCGAGCAGGGCUAUCUCGGCGAGCAGCUGUGCGCUGUGCCCUCUGUGGCCGAGGCUUCCCUGGCCGGGGAUCUUUGGAGCAGCACUUGCGAGAGCAUGAGGAGGAUACCAAAAGUGGUCUGAGAGGUCCAACUGGCACAGAGGGCAGUGAGGGGAACCUGGCUAAUGACCAGGGACUAGAGGACACAUCAGGUGGUACUGAGUCAGUUCUCCAGCUGGAGGAUGGAGCCAGGAGGCUGGGGGGGCAGAGUCUGAGCCCCAUCAGGGCAACAGGUUCAGAAGCCACAGAACUGGUAUCCUGGGACAUGGGGAAUGCAGAAGGGAGGCAAGGAGAUGGGGGACCAGUGGAUCACGGUGGAGAUUGGGUUCCUCAGGGUCAUAUACUGACCAAGCCAGAAGAUGAGUCAGGGAACAGCAUCCCCAAGAGUCCUUGCCACCUUGGCAACAGCCAGUCCAAUGGACCUAGUCUGAGUCCAGUGGAUAGCUGGGACGAUGGAGACAGCCGACCUGAGCUCCAUCAAGACAGUCACACCUUUUCCUGCAGCCACUGUGGCAAGACAUACUGCCACUCGAAGACCCUUUGAACUCAUAGCACUUCCAAGACAGACCGCCACUAUUGCCUGCUCUGCUCCAAGGAGUUCUUGAAUCCUGUGGUCACUAAGACCCACAGCCACAACCACAUAGAUGCCCAGACCUUUGCCUGCCCUGAGUGUGGUAUGGCCUUUCAGUCCCAUCAUGAACUAGCCAGCCACCUACACACACAUGCCAGCGGCCUCAGUCAGAUGCCACCCCUGAGAGAGGAGGCCAGAGGUCCUGAAGGUGGGGCUGUGAAGGAUGAGGUGGAUCUCCCUGGCCAAGGGGAAAUCCAAAAGGCCCCAUCAGAACCCCCCAGGACCCCAGGAGAGAAUACUGGGAGUGCUAAUGGGGGGCAAGGAGUAAAGUCCACAGUGGCUGAAGACGAGGAACGGCCCUUCCGUUGUGCCCAGUGUGGGCGUUCCUACCGCCAUGCCGGUAGCCUGCUGAACCAUCAGAAGGCCCACACCACUGGACUCUAUCCCUGUUCCCUCUGCCCCAAACUUCUACCCAACCUGCUGUCCCUUAAGAACCAUGGCAGGACCCACACAGACCCCAAGCGCCACCGCUGUAGCAUCUGUGGCAAGGCCUUCCGGACAGCUGCCCGGCUGGAGGGUCAUGGACGAGUCCAUGCACCCCGGGAGGGGCCCUUCACCUGCCCUCAUUGUCCCCGCCACUUCCGCCGCCGAAUCAGCUUCCAGCAGCACCAGCAGCAGCACCAGGAGGAAUGGACAGUGGCCAGCUCUGGAGCCCCAAAGGCACCAGCAGCGGGCAGACGGGACCUGUCAUUGCCCCCUCCACCUACCCCCACGACCCCACUUCUGGAUCCUUCACCCCAGUGGCCUGCAGACCUCAGCUUCUCCCUCUGAACUUCAAGUCUCCAAAGAUCAGAAUACGGGCGGGGUGGGGUGGGCGGGUUGUAGGGAAAGGCUUGAUCUCCAUGUUUUGCUCAGGAGUAGUUAGGCAUCCCCAUCUCUUAUUUCCCUCUCCUGCUGUGAAGAGGACCCAGAUCUGGCCUCUUGCCCAUGGAAGGGGUAAGGUGUUCCUCAUAUCCCUGUCCUUGAAGGCUCUCCUUUCCCCAGCCUUUGUCAUUAUGCUCUUCCCUAUGACCAGCCCUGCAAGAAACCCGGUGCCAGGCUCUGCCACAAUGUGGGGCCGCUGUCACCAGCCAGAUUCCAACAAGAGGGAGAGGUGGAUUCAGAGAGCCACAGGUGGGAAUGUUGCCUAUGGAAGGGGAGCCUUUUGCUACAAUUUGUAACUUAUUUUCUAAAGUCUAUUUUGUAACAAUUUAUUUAA